AUGCGACUGAUAAUAGAGGAUACGGCCGAGCAAGUUACUGACUUUGCAGCACGUUAUGUACGAAAUUGUAUCAAUGCACAUAACUGUGGACCAGAUCGACAUUUCGUACUAGGCUCCACACCAUUAGGUAUGUACAAAAAAUUGAUCAAAUUCUACGAGGAGGGUACACUUUCGUUCAAAUAUGUGAUUACUUUCAACAUGGAUGAGUACGUCGGCCUACCAAGGGACCAUCCAGAAUCGUACCAUUCGUUCAUGUACAACAACCUCUUUCGCCAUAUCGAUAUUGAACCCACUAAUGUGUACAUACUCAACGGCAACGCGGAGGAUGUCGAAAAAGAGUGUCGCGAAUACGAGGAGAAGAUUGCUAGCGUUGGAGGAAUCGAUCUUUUCAUAGGAGGAAUUGGCCCUGAUGGUCACAUCGCAUUCAAUGAACCAGGGAGCUCACUCGCAUCACGCACUCGUCUUAAAACGCUCAAUGCAGACACAAUAAAGGCGAACUCACGGUUUUUCGGUGGCGAUAUGUCCAUGGUGCCGACACAGGCAUUAACCGUUGGCGUUAAGACAGUAAUGGAUGCCAGAGAAGUGAUGGUUCUGGUCACCGGUUCCCAUAAAGCUCUAGCUCUUCACCAUGCUAUAGAGGGCGGUAUUAGCCACAUGUGGACGGUCAGCGCCAUUCAAAUGCAUCCGAAAGCUAUGUUCAUCGUUGACGAGGACGCUACAUUGGAACUCAAAGUAGGUUAUUAA
Molecule: messenger RNA, 744 nt
Organism: Haemonchus placei
Lineage: Eukaryota; Metazoa; Nematoda; Chromadorea; Rhabditida; Trichostrongylidae
Source: the annotation of a GenBank genome assembly